This is a messenger RNA of Scaptodrosophila lebanonensis, 444 nucleotides long. RefSeq names its product intraflagellar transport protein 20 homolog (gene IFT20). Lineage: Eukaryota; Metazoa; Arthropoda; Insecta; Diptera; Drosophilidae. Gene Ontology annotation, biological process: intraciliary transport; protein localization to cilium; centrosome localization. The coding region runs from base 22 to 417 and encodes 131 amino acids. Gene Ontology annotation, cellular component: intraciliary transport particle B; centrosome; cilium. The record is from RefSeq and is a predicted model, not a curated record. The transcript is spliced from 2 exons.
AAAAAAGUUGGAAGCCACUAAAUGUCAGAGGAAUUGCAAAAAGCUGGACUUUAUAUUGACGAUAUCUACAGAUUGCGGGUUCAGGAUCCACGCAUUGCCAACGAGACAAGUGAGCUGCGAGAGGAAUGUUUGGAAUAUGCCAACAAGCUGCAGGAGUUCAAGAAACUCGGUGAGGACUUCUAUAAGACAACCAGCAGUUAUGCCAAGGAUGUGGAAAUGGAAAAGCUGCGUGCAAUUGGCACACAAAACCAACUUAAGACCAUGGCCAUGCAGCGUCAGGCACAAGUAUAUCAAAACCAGUGUCAAAUUCAGGAGCGUAGCAUUGAAUUGGAACGCUUGAAGAGUGAAUAUCAGUACUUACAAAGGAUUGAGUCCGAACAGCAGGAGAUUAUUAAUAACUUUUUGAUGAACCAAUAAAAGCGAUUUUAUUCAAAUUUAAAACUA